Lindgomyces ingoldianus is the source of this 1400-nucleotide messenger RNA. Its product is annotated as alpha/beta-hydrolase. The record is from RefSeq and is a predicted model, not a curated record. The transcript has 4 exons. The coding region runs from base 118 to 1371 and encodes 417 amino acids. Lineage: Eukaryota; Fungi; Ascomycota; Dothideomycetes; Pleosporales; Lindgomycetaceae.
UUUCUCGACACGAGUCUGCGGGCCGAGGUAUAACAGCCAGUCGUAACGGCGUCAUACCAUCUGCGUUUUGAUUCCAUCAGUACUUUGCAGCUGAAAGCACUCUCAAUUGGUUUAAUCAUGGAUUCCUUCGGGUUUAACAUUAUGGAACAUGUCAUCGCGUGUCAACACAUUCGCGGGUAUCGAAAUGCAACCAAGGAUGCGACAACCCAGCUACGCCUUGCUGUCAAACAAUACACGCCGAAGGAAGUCCCAUCUCCGCGGGCUAUUACAAUCAUUGCGACUCACGCAAAUGGCGUUCCAAAAGAAGCAUAUGAACCAUUGUGGGAGGAGCUGAGACUCCGCCUGGGUUCCAAAUUGAGGGAUAUUUGGAUUGCGGACUGUGCCCAUCAAGGUGCCAGCGGCGUGCUGAAUGAAAACCUUCUCGGAGAUGAUCCAAAUUGGUUCGACCAUUCUAGAGACUUACUAGGCAUGGUAAAUCAUUUUCGAGAUUCCAUUCAACCCCCAAUUGUAGGAUUGGGUCACAGCAUGGGAUGUGCACAGCUCGUUCAACUCUCAACCAUACAUCCUCGACUAUUCCAAGGGUUGGUUUUUGUGGAGCCAGUCAUGUUAAAAGAUUUUCCACCAGGACCCAAUGCAGCGUUGUUCACUAGUUAUCGACCAGAUUUGUGGUCCUCGCUCGAUGAAGCACAAGAGUAUUUUCGGCAAAAUAAGUUCUACAAAACAUGGGAUAGAAGGGUAGUGGACAUCUAUUUGAGGUAUGGAUUGCGUCCGGUUCCCACUGCCCUGUACAUGCAAGAGAAACCAGGAUCAGUCACACUCACAACACCGAAGCAUCAAGAAGCAUGGUCAUAUGUCCGCUCCAACUUCGGUGAACACUCUGGAAAUGUUGAAGGCCAAUACGCUGAACGUUUAACGUCUGGCGAUCUUGACUCAGCCCAGUCUUCAUUCUUGUUUCAUCGUGCUGAACCCGGGCUCGCUCUCGAAGCUCUUCCCUUCAUUCAACCAUCAGUACUCUGGAUAUUUGCCGAGGAGAGUUACAUCAACCGAAGGGAAGACAUGGAGUUCAAAUUAUCUACCACUGGUUCUCAGAACAGAGCAAGUGGAGGCGCAAAGGCUGGCUCCGUUCGCAUGGAAAUUGUUCGCAAAGCGGGGCACCUCCUUCCCCUUGAGAAGGUGGCAGAAACUGCGAACGCCAUUGUGCCAUAUGUCAAGGAUCAGAUUCAGGAGUUUCUGCACGAUGAGGACUUUUGGGCUUACUACGAUGCGGGCAGGUCUGAACCGGGCAGGCUCGCUUUGUCUCAACGCUGGAUGGAAGAAGUUCGAAAGAAGGCGAAUGAGAAAAGACCUAACUUGAAGAUGACUAAACUAUGAUUUCUGGCAAAUAAAAACCCGAUAUUCUC